Molecule: messenger RNA, 2126 nt
Organism: Carica papaya (papaya)
Lineage: Eukaryota; Viridiplantae; Streptophyta; Magnoliopsida; Brassicales; Caricaceae
Gene: SHOT1
Product: Mitochondrial transcription termination factor family protein
Biological process (GO): regulation of DNA-templated transcription
Molecular function (GO): double-stranded DNA binding
Source: RefSeq, a predicted model, not a curated record
UUACUGGUUAAAGUUAAAACAGUCCCUUCAGACAUCAACGGAAAAUGAAAAUGAUGUUAUUGCAACCUAAACCCUAAACCCCCAAAAUUCGAAAAUCAAAAUGCACUUACGCCAAGCUCAAUCUCUAUACAAAACCUUCUUUUCCCGCCACAUCAGUUCAUUACCAAAACUCGCCAAGAUCCCCUCAAGGUACAGACCGCAAGCAAUCCAACAAGCCCAACAAAUUAUCACUGACUAUCUCCACUCCACCAGGUCUUUGCCCUAUACAUACGCUGAGCACAUUGGCAAGAACUCCCUAUAUUCUGUCUCUAAUCUAAUUGCUAAGCUCGAUUUCGCGGCUCCCAGUUUCGCCACGUCGCUUCGGAAGUUCCUCAGGUACCACCCAAUCAAUGAAUUCGAGUUUUUCCUCGAGAGUAUUGGCAUAGACCAUGAUGAGGUUUCCAUAUUUUUGCCAUCCAAUAAGUUUUUCUUCUCGGAGGACCGGACUAUGUUGAAUGUAGCUUGUGUGCUGAAUAGUUUUGGGUUUCCUUGGAACAAGUUGGGUAAGUUGUAUAAAGAGGAAAUUUCCAUCUUUAGGAAGAGCUCGGAGGAUAUUACAUCUAGGCUUUCUGCUUGUAAAAAUCGUGGGUUUAAUAAUAUUAUGGUGACAGGUAUCAGUCUAGCUUUUCCUCGUCUCUUGGGUGGAGAUGGUGACGAGAUUGAUUCUUUAUUAGAUCAUUUGAAAAGAGUUUUUGUGGAUUGUGAUUUGGCGAGUUGUGUUGACAGCAAUGUCAAUGUUUGGUAUGAGAUUUGUAGGAAAAUUAGAGUUUUCUAUAAUUUGGGAUGUGAGAAGGGAGAGAUUGGGGACUUGAUGGGUAAGAGCAAAGAUCGUUUUCUUAAAUAUCCGGAAGAUGUUUUGGUCCAAAAGGUUGAGUAUUUCUGUAGAUUUGGCGUGAAGAAAGAAAAUGUUGGUCUUCUGCUUCUUCAGAGUCCUGAGAUUCUGAGUUUUGAUCUGGAGACUCCGGUGAUUUCAAUCAUGGGGAUAUUGAAGCAUUUUGGACUGAAUGAUGAGGAACUGAAACCUGUUGCUCAAAAUUACCCUUACAUAUUUGGCAGAAACAAAAUGGUUAAUUUGCCUCAUUCCAUGAGAGCUUUGAAUCUUCAUCAAUGGUUCUUCGAUAGGAUUAAGAAUGGAAAUCAUAACUUGUUAGCAAAUUAUGCCUUAGAUGACCCUGAUGAAGACAUAGAUAAAGAAUUCAAGGAGAGCUUAAAUAAGAUUCAAUCCUCAAGAACACCCUUUUACACAAUGAAUAAGUUGAAUUUUCUGCAUGGCAUAGGGUUUGGACAGAAUAUUUUAACAAUAAAGGUGUUAGAACAUAUGCAUGGCACUAGCAGUGAGUUACAGGACCGUUUUGAUUGUCUACUUGGAACUGGGAUCAAAUUCUCCAAGCUUUGUAUGAUUAUUAGAUUAGCACCGAAGAUCAUGAAUCAAAAGCCAGAGACUUUAGAACAGAAAGUAAAUUUUCUCUGCCAAGAGAUGGAUGCUUCCUUGGACUACUUGAAUGUUUUCCCAGCUUUUCUGUGUUUUGACUUGGAUAACCGGAUUAAGCCCAGGUACAGAUUCCACAAAUGGCUUACAGAAAACGGACUGUGUGCCAGAGAGUACUCUAUUGCAAGCAUAGUUGCUACUAGUGAAAAGAAUUUUGUAGCUCGCCUCCAUGGUAUCCACCCUGCUGCUCCAAAACACUGGUUUGAGUGUUUCUUAGACAGAAAACCCAAUCGCAGCCACUAAGAGCCAUUGGUUGAUCUUGUUAUAUAUGUGGCAAGUUGUGGUGUUUAACAGAAGGCUGCUUCACAAUUGAUGUGUAGUUCCCAUCCUUUGAAAUGAAAGGCUAGGAUUUUCAGGGAACUUGUAAACAAAAUUUGGUUUCUUGGAUUGGCCUGUCAAGGAAGAUCUUUAAACAGGUUGCUGAUUGUUUAUGAAACCAUCAGCUAUUCUUCUUGGAUCCUGGUCAUGCAGCUGCUUGUGCUUAGAUGAGAAUAUCACUUUUUAGCAGCAUUUUUGGAUUGAUUAGCCUUGCUGCAAGUCACCUAUGUUGCUUGUGAAUUUGGCUGCAGCAAUAAAAGAAUUGUCUUGUUAGAGUGAA